AUGGCGGAUCAUCGCGAGGACGAAGAGAAGAAGGAGGAGCCGUUGAUUGAGAAGAUCGGCGAUAAAAUCCAUGGCCACAGUUCCUCGUCAUCGUCGUCGUCCUCGUCCUCGUCGGACUCUGAGGAUGAGAAGCCUUCGCCGUUGAAGGCCAAAGUCUCCCGCCUCUUCGGGAGGGAGAAGCCCGUUUUGAGAUUAAUGGAUGCGUUAAUUGCUGCCGAUGUGUUUCUAUGGAGGAACAAGAAAGUCUCGGCAGGAUUGCUCGGUGGGGCCACCGCAAUUUGGGUUCUCUUUGAUGUUCUCGAGUACCACUUACUAAGUUUCGUCUGCCAUGGUCUGAUGCUUGUGCUCACUGUUUUGUUUCUGUGGUCCAAUGCCUCUGCUUUCAUCAACAAAUCGCAUCCUCGCAUCCCAGAAGUGAGUAUUCCUGGAAAGCCAUUGCUGGAAUUUGCCUCCACUUUGAGGAUUGAGAUCAACCAUGCCUUUGCAGCUCUGAGGGAUAUAGCAUCUGGACGGGACGUGAAGAAAUUCCUCUCUGUGAUUGCUGGCUUGUGGGUAUUGUCAAUCGUGGGAAGUUGCUGCGACUUUUUGACUCUGCUUUACACAAGUAUUGUGCUGCUAUUCACUGUGCCUGUUUUCUACGAGAAGUAUGAAGACCAGGUGGACUCCUAUGCUGAGAAGGCACUAGCCGAGCUCAAGAAACAGUAUGCUGUUUUUGAUGCUAAAGUCUUGAGCAAGAUCCCUAGAGGGCCAUUGAAAGACAAAAAGCGUGAAUAA
Striga hermonthica is the source of this 774-nucleotide messenger RNA. The record is from the annotation of a GenBank genome assembly. Lineage: Eukaryota; Viridiplantae; Streptophyta; Magnoliopsida; Lamiales; Orobanchaceae.